Messenger RNA from Helobdella robusta, 387 nucleotides. RefSeq lists its product as hypothetical. Bases 1 to 387 code for a protein of 128 amino acids. The transcript has 4 exons. Lineage: Eukaryota; Metazoa; Annelida; Clitellata; Rhynchobdellida; Glossiphoniidae. The record is from RefSeq and is a predicted model, not a curated record.
AUGACAAACAACAUUCGAUUUCCAUCGGGUUUCCUGAAAGCAGCAGAUGUCAAUCCUUCUACGCUCGAACAUUUUUGCGAUUUCUAUGCUGCGGCCAUUAUAAGCGGUGGGCCUAACCUUUUGCUCAAAAGCACGCAAGGCAGCGUGGAUGCAGUUUUAUGUCAUGCCCACACCUUGAUAAUUUCGUCACCUGUGAAUGUCCCUGCCAACCACACCUCUCUGAUAACCUACUGGCAAGACAAUAGCGAAGACUUUACACUUCUCUCAAAAAAAAUCGGUGUGACCUGCACCAGCAGUCCAAGUGUUCCAACGUGGCCAAACAUCGCAGCUAAAUGCAUUGGAGUAAAUCCUCUCAAAUCUUUUUCAUCUAAAGAGAUUUCCUUUUGA